Molecule: messenger RNA, 970 nt
Organism: Solanum tuberosum (potato)
Lineage: Eukaryota; Viridiplantae; Streptophyta; Magnoliopsida; Solanales; Solanaceae
Product: MADS-box protein CMB1
Exons: 8
Coding region: 57-782 (241 amino acids)
Biological process (GO): positive regulation of transcription by RNA polymerase II
Cellular component (GO): nucleus
Molecular function (GO): RNA polymerase II transcription regulatory region sequence-specific DNA binding; protein dimerization activity; DNA-binding transcription factor activity
Source: RefSeq, a predicted model, not a curated record
ACUAGUUUUUGAGAUUAAAAUAUUAGAUUUUUGAAACUAUAUUUUAUAAUAUUAUAAUGGGAAGAGGUAAGGUAGAAUUGAAGAGAAUAGAAAACAAGAUAAACAGGCAAGUUACUUUUGCUAAGAGAAGAAAUGGAUUACUCAAAAAAGCUUAUGAGCUUUCUAUUUUGUGUGAAGCUGAAGUUGCUCUUAUCAUUUUCUCUAAUCGUGGCAAGCUCUAUGAAUUUUGCAGUACCUCUAGUAUGUCUGAUACACUGGAGAGAUACCAUAGAUGCAGCUAUGGUGACCUUGAAACUGGCCAGUCUUCAAUGGAUUCACAGAACAACUACCAAGAGUAUAUGAAGCUGAAAGCAAGAGUUGAAGUGCUACAACAGUCUCAAAGGCAUAUACUUGGAGAGGACUUAAGUCAAUUAAACACAAAAGAUUUGGAACAGCUUGAGCGUCAGCUGGAUUCAUCUUUGAGGCAAAUAAGAUCAAGAAGGACACAAAACAUGCUUGAUCAACUUUCUGAUCUUCAACAAAAGGAACAAUCUCUUCUUGAAAUCAACAGAUCCUUGAAGACAAAGUUGGAAGAAAACUCUGUAGCCCACCAAGCACAUUGGCAUACUACUGGAGAGCAAAAUAUACAAUUCAGACAACAACCUGCUCAGUCAGAGGGGUUCUUUCAGCCUUUACAAUGCAAUACUAAUAUAGUGCCAAACAGGUACAAUCUGGCUCCAUUGGAUAAUAUAGAACCAUCAACUCAUAAUGCUACUGGAAUUUUGCCUGGAUGGAUGCUUUGAAUGGGAAACAAGUUCUCUUGCCUUUUACAAGCAAUUAAGUUGAUGAAAGUUUGAGAUUGGAAAGAACCAAUAAAUGUUAUUUCUUUCAUACAUACAAGUUGAGCUUUUAGUGUUUCAAAAGACUAAUUAGCUUGCAUGUUUAGUAAACUAUUGUGUAUGCAAACUAUAAUGAUAUAUAUGUCAUGUAA